Messenger RNA from Aegilops tauschii subsp. strangulata, 1542 nucleotides. The record is from RefSeq and is a predicted model, not a curated record. NCBI's taxonomy places the organism in Eukaryota, Viridiplantae, Streptophyta, Magnoliopsida, Poales, Poaceae.
AUGUCUUCAGUGAGCUACAAGUCGCAUCGCAAGAUUCUCAUGUUCGAUGGGAUGGACUAUCCCUUCGGGAAGGAGAAGAUGAAGAUCCGUCUCCGAGCAAUUGAUGAUGAUAUGUGGAAUGUGGUGCAGUUCAGGAAGAGCCAGUUCCAGAAGAAAGGUUCAAGCAACUCUGGCAGUUCAAAAUCUUCAUCAAAACCAACUGGAGACUACACCUGUUUCAAGUGCAAAAAUCCAGGACAUUUCAUUUCGGACUGCCCUCUCUGGGAAGCUGAAAUCCGUGAGAGUGGAAAAUAUGAUUCAGGAAGCUUUCGAGGCAAAAUCAAGAGCAAUAACUAUGACUCCGAUGAUGAGAAGAAAACAAAGAAGUUCUUCAAGAAGAAGGACAACUCCACCUCAAAAUCUUCAUCAAGAUCUUCCUCAAGGAAUCCUUCCAAGUCCUCCUCCAACCGCAAGAAUAACUCUCGCAAGGCCAAGGCAUACAUCGGCAAGGAGAUUGAUCCUGAUGAAGAAGAAUCAUCUUACUCUGAAGAAGCUGAUGAAUCCAAUGAGGAUUCCGACUCUGGCAUGGCUAGCAUAGCAUAUGCCUCCUCCCAUGCAAAAAACUUCUUCGGAAAUCCGUCAAGUGACGAUGAAUCUCCUGCCUACUGCUUCAUGGCCAAAGCCUCGAAAGAAAAGGACUAUGUCCCUGGGUGUACCAAACAGAUAAUUGAUAGUGGAUGCACUAGUCAUAUGACCGGAGACAAGUCUUUGUUUGUCGACCCCAACUUAACUGCUUCAUCUCUGAAGUACAUUACUUUCAGUGACAAGAACAAAAGAAAGGCUGAUGCUAUUAACACUGCUUGUCAUGUUAUCAAUCGUGUUUAUCUUCACAAAAUCCUUAAGAAAACUUCAUAUGAGCUUAUCACUGGGAAGAAACCAAAUGGUUCUUAUUUACGUGUUUUUGGUGCAUCUUGUUACAUUCAUGACAUGAAUAAUUCUUCCAAGUUUGCAGCUAAGGCACAUGAAGGGAGCGUGAAGCCAGUUAAAGGAAAUGUACCUGAGUCCUCUGAUGAUGAUGCUGCCAUGACUCGAAGCAGAACUCGCCAAGCCACUACCGAAGAAAAUGCCACUCCAAAUACAAAUGGCAACCUGAAUCCAAUUUCUAAUCAAAAUGAACCUACCAAGUAUGAGGAAUCCAUAAAUGAUCCAGAUUGGAUGAAUGCAAUGCAAGAGGAGUUGGUGCAAUUUGAACUGAAUGAUGUUUGGGAAUUGGUUGACAAACUGAAUCCUAAGAAGCACAAUAUCAUCGACACAAAAUGGAUAUUCAGGAACAAGCAAGAUGAGAAUGGCAUUGUUGUGGGAAACAAAGCACGUCUUGCCGCUCAAGGGUAUACACAGGUAGAAGGUAUUGAUUUCGGUGAAACAUAUGCUCCUGUUGCACGCCUUGAGACAAUUCGUAUUCUUCUUUCUUAUGCAAAUUACAAUGAUAUCGUGCUUUAUCGAAUGGAUGUGAAAAGUGCUUUCCUUAAUGGUGAACUUGAUGAGGAAGUAUAUGUUAGAUAG